Bombus impatiens (common eastern bumble bee) is the source of this 428-nucleotide messenger RNA. Its product is annotated as ornithine decarboxylase 2-like. The annotation marks the transcript as partial. The record is from RefSeq and is a predicted model, not a curated record. Gene Ontology annotation, molecular function: ornithine decarboxylase activity. The transcript is spliced from 3 exons. NCBI's taxonomy places the organism in Eukaryota, Metazoa, Arthropoda, Insecta, Hymenoptera, Apidae. Gene Ontology annotation, cellular component: cytoplasm.
AUCAUUCAUUCUUAAUAUGGUUUGGUAUUUUAGCCGUCAAGUGCAAUGCCGAUCCGUUUCUCCUAAAGAUUUUGGCAGUUAUGAAUGUCAAUUUCGAUUGUGCAUCCCAACAAGAAAUACGAGUGGUAAUGAAACUAGGAGUGUCUCCAAACAGGAUAAUCUUUGCGAAUCCGGCUAAGUGGACCACCCAUAUUAAAUUCGCCAAAACGAUGAAUGUAGAAAAAAUGACCGUCGACAGCGAGAUGGAAAUCAUUAAGAUAAAGGACAUUUUUCCGGAAGCGAAAGUAAUCAUUCGUAUUCGAUGUGACGCCAAAAAUGUUCUGGUAUCACUUGGAACAAAAUUCGGUUGCGAUCCGGACGAAGAAGCACUUCGAUUGAUACAUUUGACAAAAAGCCUUGGUUUAAAAUUAUGGGGCUUUAGUUUCCAU